AUGUACGAAGAUGAUGUCGCAAUCAAGAAAGAUAAAAUAUUAGUUGAAAUGAUUGAUGAGGGCGAGGGAGAAAAUAAUGGAGAUUACAUUAUUGCGGAAGAUGAUGAUAUUGAAUGGAUUAAGUCAUCAGAAUAUCAAUUAAAAAAUUACGAUAUUUUGACCAAACAAAAGAUUAAAGAAUACAAAGAUAUAAAUGAAAAGACACAAAUAGCUAAUACCCAACUUGAGUUAAUAAGAGCUGAGAUGGGUCAGAUUAUAUAG
This is a messenger RNA of Entrophospora sp. SA101, 261 nucleotides long. The record is from the annotation of a GenBank genome assembly. Lineage: Eukaryota; Fungi; Glomeromycota; Glomeromycetes; Entrophosporales; Entrophosporaceae.